Messenger RNA from Melospiza georgiana, 3306 nucleotides. RefSeq names its product purpurin. Lineage: Eukaryota; Metazoa; Chordata; Aves; Passeriformes; Passerellidae. The coding region runs from base 308 to 898 and encodes 196 amino acids. The transcript is spliced from 6 exons. The record is from RefSeq and is a predicted model, not a curated record. Gene Ontology annotation, molecular function: retinoid binding; retinol transmembrane transporter activity.
GGCACAAUCAAAUCAUGAGAUUUAUUAGCUUUCUGGGCAGCUUUUCCCAUUAUGUAAAAGCUGUGUUUGUAUUAGUAUAGCAGUCAGACCCACCAGUGUGAGGAUUACAGUUGGUUUUUACAUAAUGGAUUAUCCAAGAUUAAGUGUUUUAUUCAGGCACACGAGCAAAAAUAACCAAUUAGUGACUUUGUAGAUUCCUUAUUUAAAGGGAGCUGGAGGGCAAUUGACACAAAACCCUCCUGCUACCUGCAGUCCAAAGACUGAAGCAGAGUAGUCUCAAGGAUCUCCAACAUCUCCACUCGGCAGAAUGAAAUAUGCACAGUAUGUUUUCCUGGCCUCGGUCUUCUACACUGUUGAAUAUAGCCUAGCUCAGACCUGUGCAGUGGAUUCUUUCUCUGUGAAAGACAAUUUUGAUCCAAAAAGGUAUGCAGGGAAAUGGUAUGCCCUGGCCAAGAAGGAUCCAGAAGGCCUUUUCCUUCAGGACAACAUCUCUGCUGAAUACACUGUGGAGGAAGACGGCACAAUGACGGCGUCCUCCAAAGGCCGAGUGAAGCUUUUUGGUUUCUGGGUGAUCUGCGCUGACAUGGCUGCUCAGUACACAGUACCUGACCCAACCACUCCAGCAAAAAUGUAUAUGACCUACCAGGGACUGGCCAGCUACCUCUCCAGUGGUGGGGACAACUACUGGGUGAUUGACACUGACUAUGAUAACUAUGCCAUCACCUAUGCCUGCCGCAGCCUGAAGGAGGACGGCUCCUGUGACGAUGGCUACUCCCUGAUCUUCUCGCGCAACCCCCGUGGCCUCCCCCCAGCCAUCCAGCGCAUUGUGCGCCAAAAGCAGGAGGAAAUCUGCAUGUCUGGCCAGUUCCAGCCUGUGCUCCAGUCAGGGGCCUGCUAAAAGUACGCUUCUGAUCCUAUCCUUAAGCACAGAAACCAGACCUCUUGGUCUUGAAGUUGCCACUCAACUAAUAAUUUUAAAAAAUCAUAGUAUGGAAUAGUGUGUUUUUCCUGAAAAACACAUGAAAAUAUUGGGGGAUCUUUAAACAGUGUGCAAUAUAAUAGUGAUAUUUGAAUUUUCAAGGGAAUACCUAAUGUGGCAUUUGUCAAUAAAUGUUUUGGAAAAAAAGGCACGUCUGAAACUGGUUUUUAUUGCCUGUUGUCCUGUCUGUUGGGGAGCAGAAGCACUGAGGAUGCUCACUGAGGAGCAGUGAGACAGCAGCAAGGGUGCUCCCAGCACAGGUGGGGCAGUGUCACUCCCCAGCUCUGAACAGGGCAGGCAGGGCAAGGAUGGUGAGAGGGGCACGUCCCCUGACUGGGCUGAUUGUCGGACACCAGCAUGGUGACAGGGUAAACUCUAGGAUUCACCUAGAAAGUGCAGCCAGUGAGGGCAGCAAGGCACAGGGCAGUAUGCAGGCACAUCACAGAGACAGCUCCAGCCAAAAACAGGACUUAAGAGCACAUCUGAGGCAGAGCUACCUGCAGCAAAGUUCCCAAGGGGAGAACCACAAAUGCAAUAAAACAGAUGCUACUUUCAAUGACAGUGGACAAUGCUUUAAAUGAGCAGGUGCUUGCAUUUCUAAUGGCAUUAACAGUAAUUUGCUCCUCUCUGCCUUGAUUAUCCAAUUUUCAGUAUCUGAAAGGUAUAGAACUGAAAGAUAUAGCAUGGACUGGGUUUAUGGCAAAGAAUUUCACAGAUAGAGAAAGCCAAAGAAGAGCACCUGGAAAUCUCCACGUAGAAAAAGGGUAACCUGAGUCAGUGUCAUUGACAUGCAUUUUCCACUGCUUUUAGUAAAACCACAUUCACCUUGUGUUUCCUAAUAAUAAAAAUCCAGUCUAGAACACCCCAGUAUCCUGCAGUUUAUCAACUACACAAAUUUUUACAAGUUAUAAUUACCAAGCACUGAGGUAAGACCAAGCUGAACAGCCCCUGCCCCUGAGGCUUCAAAAAGGUGUGUGGAACAAGGCUGAUAUUGACUGAAGACCCUCAGAGCACUACAGUGUUAAACAGCUGCAAGAUGCUUGCACAAUCUUAUCCACAGUAACCAGAAAGAGUAUGGAAAGUAGAGACACUCUCCAGGACCACAGACAUUAUCCCAGGGAUGCAGUGAAGUCUCUCAAACUUGUAUUUCCCAGGAUUUCCUGGCAAUACUCGUAAGGCUCUCAACCCGCUUGAACAAACAUGUCCUUGCUCCUCAGGUCUAGGGAAAGUUACCCUGACAGAGAACAAGAUUGGGAGCUACCACCUAAGGCUAAGGACAGAAACAGAGGAGCACUAGCAGGAGCACUAGCUAACAAAACCCCAUACAGACAGAGAACUACUCAGUGUUGAAAAAAUAUCAGCCUUUUCUGCUGGACUAAGUGCAAGGUCAGUGCAUUGAUUGAAUGUUCUCCACUUCCACCUUUCUCCCAGCAGGAAGUAUUGGAGUGGAAUCUGUGACCUUAGGACUUGUAUAACAACUGAUUAGACAGCACUAACCCUUAGCUGAAGAAGCAUGGCCUUUGGCCAAAACUGUCAGACCAACACUACCAGUCUUAGAGAAGUGGGAUUUUUUAAUGUCUAUGGUUAUACUAAUUGUAUGACCAGAGCAGAUGAGAGUUGUAGCAACAAGAUACAAACAAUAUGCAGGACCCAGUGCAUCUGCUUGGUGUAGUCUGUCCAGACAAGAUAGGUAGUGCAAUUCCUCUUUAGCCACACGAGGCAAAGCCUGCAGGAUCACAGAAAUAUAGAGGUGAUUCUGGUUGAAUACACCAUGGUUGAGUUCACGUGCCCCAAUAAUUGUACUUAGGGGGGAGUAUGUCUCCAUCAGGACCACAAGCAAGUCCUCAAUGUAUGAUGUGGUAAGUUAAUGAACAGAUGGGAGCUACAUCAUAUCCAUUUGUCUCUAAUAACUGCAGGAAAUGUGAAGAGACUUACAGUACUCUUGAAAUUCUGUUGAGUUCAACAUGAAACACCUCAGGUACAUCUACAGGCAGACAUCUGUCCGCUGUUUGAGCUGGUUGAUGAAAAGCAAUCUAUUAUUCCUGGGUUUUAAGUGCGUGUAUAGGUCCCAAGUCAUAAUCUCUAUCCUGCACAAACUUUCCACUAACAAGACAAAAUAAAAAAAUUGUUUAUACAUGAAAAGGACUGUUGUUUUGUCCUCAGAAGGUCCUUUAGUGCUGGCAGAAAGACUAUGACUGCGCAACAGCAGGAGGGACUCUGCAAGGAUAUUGUCCUUCAAACACCAGUGAACCUCCUCCAGCAAGGACACUGUGAAUGCUGAGAUCAGAGACUAUGAUACCAUCUUGAGUUAGACCAGUUUUCCCUGG